Messenger RNA from Fraxinus pennsylvanica, 327 nucleotides. The record is from the annotation of a GenBank genome assembly. NCBI's taxonomy places the organism in Eukaryota, Viridiplantae, Streptophyta, Magnoliopsida, Lamiales, Oleaceae.
AUGAGGCGCGCGCAAGGCGUGGUUUGGAAAGUGAGGUUCCCUUUUUCAUCGUGGACAAUCCAUGGGAUGAAUAGCUGGUCUCCAAGUUCUGAACUCACCGAUUCCGGAGAUUCCGAGUUCGGAGCGAAGGUUCGUCGUAAUUUGGAUUCCGGUUUGAGAUUGGGUUUGGGCAGGGCAAAUUUGAUGUUAAAUUCUGUGGUGGUAGAUGAAGAAGAGCUUGUAAUGAGGGUGCGGAGGUGGCGAAAAGAUGGAACUAAAACGCGACACGGGAAGACGGCAAGAAGGGCAUUGGGAGGACGGAGGCUGGAAGGCAACACCAUAACAUAG